Messenger RNA from Aspergillus sclerotioniger CBS 115572, 1351 nucleotides. Its product is annotated as putative mitochondrial tricarboxylate transporter (Ctp). Gene Ontology annotation, biological process: mitochondrial citrate transmembrane transport. The record is from RefSeq and is a predicted model, not a curated record. The transcript is spliced from 9 exons. The coding region runs from base 152 to 1042 and encodes 296 amino acids. Lineage: Eukaryota; Fungi; Ascomycota; Eurotiomycetes; Eurotiales; Aspergillaceae.
ACCGGGUGGAUUUUGCCGGAAUUGCUCUCACCGAACCCCGUAUUCGCAUGACUAGAACUACGAAGUACUCCGUACUCAACAUUUCCGAGCGAAUAGCCAACCAACAGGCUUCCGCGCUGGUCUGCAGAACUACUACGGUACUACCUCAUCAAUGGCAAACUCCGAGAACGAGCAGAGACCCAAGCCCAGCAGCCUGCGGUCCAUUAUCGCAGGGUCUACUGCCGGUGCAGUCGAGAUUGCAAUUACCUAUCCAGCUGAAUUUGCGAAAACCCGAUCCCAGCUCAACCGCAGGUUACCCGACGCAAAGAAACUGCCAUGGCCGCCGUUUGGAAAACAAUGGUACGCUGGGUGCACCACUUUGAUUAUAGGGAACUCCCUGAAGGCAGGAAUCCGAUUUGUCGCCUUCGACCGAUUCAAAUCGCUAUUGCAGGAUGAAAAUGGCCAUAUUUCGGGACCUAGGACUGUUAUCGCGGGAUUUGGAGCGGGAUUUACGGAGUCUCUGCUGGCAGUUACUCCUUUUGAGAGCAUUAAAACGCAAUUAAUAGAUGAUCGCAAAUCGCAGAACCCUCGCAUGCGUGGGUUUUUACACGGCAGUAAGGUCAUCUUUCAGGAACGAGGUGUUCGGGGAUUCUUCCAGGGCUUUAUUCCUACAACUGCGCGGCAGGCUGCCAACUCGGCAGUGCGGUUUUCAAGCUACACAAUGUUGAAGCAAAUGGCCCAGGGCCACGUCGCCCCGGGUGAGAAAUUGGGAACCGCGAGUACAUUUGCUCUUGGGGGCAUUGCAGGUCUUAUCACUGUUUAUGUUACACAACCUCUUGAUACUGUCAAGACAAGAAUGCAAUCGCUAGAAGCCAGCAAGAACUAUAAGAACAGCUUUGUCUGCGCAGCGCGUAUAUUCAAGGACGAGGGAGUCUUGACCCUCUGGUCCGGAGCCGUCCCACGACUAGCGAGAUUGAUAAUUAGCGGAGGCAUAGUGUUCACCAUGUACGAGAAAACAAUGGAUGCAUUGGAUAGUUUUGACCCCGAAAGGAGAUACAUCUGAUUGCAAACAGUCAGCAGUGGAUACCAAACAUUAUGAGACGAGGUAUUUUCUUCUAACCUUGUCAAAAUGCAUGGUACUAAACUAUUGUGUGCCAUACUAUAUGCAUGUAUCUAGACUGUUAACGAGCGAAUGGCUGUUUUCAUGGGUUAUACAAAAACACUAUCACUGUUGAGCUCGCGGCCAUUUGGUUCUUUGACUCAUUCCUCAGCAGUCAUGGCGGCUAUAUCACGGUCGACGAGCCAUGUCCGUACACUAUUCAUUACAGUUUCUAAACCCACGCCUCCAUCAAGAAUGCCAUCUAGGUUGUGU